CCUGUAUAAGGGCUCAUAUCCAAGCCAAGGUCAGCAGAAAUUACUUAUUCUUUUGCAAAACGAUUAUUCUAUUGCAAAAGUAUUACAGUCAGUGCACAGUCAUAUUUUUGUCAUCUCGUUGCCAUUACUGGUGCGCUUGGUGUCCACAUUAGUGACACUCUUCUUGGUAGUCGGAUUUUAAUUGGAAGUAACCAGAAUUGACUAACGGUCACCGAAUGUAAAGUAAACGCUUUACAUUCAGCGAUCGUUGGAGAAUCCCCAAGUUUGCCAACCGCCAAUAGCAUUUACAAAUUUGUCUCCCGACUGUCCCACUGUUUUUUAUUUAAGCAAAUAUGCCAAUAGGAAGCAGAAGCCGGGCGUCGAGGAUGCCCCCUCCAGCCAGGUAACACUUGGGGUUUAAUUCCCUUUUGUUAAAGAAAGGUAGAGUAGAUAUUUUUAGUUAGCACAAAUGCUAACGUUUAGGUAAUGUCAUAGUGCCGUAUGUUAGCUAGGAAAGUGCAGGUCAUGAGGUGCUUCAAGUAGCUUAUAAAGAUCAUUUCAAUUUAAACCUCAAUUGCUGGUUAAUCUGGGUAUUGCUCAGAAAGUUACUGUGUUAUGAAAAUGAUGAAGGUCAUUGUCUUUAUCGUGGUUUCCUCUGUAAAAAUCCCCACAUGCUAGCGAAGCCAGUGGAGUUGCAUCAACUUCUAUAGUUUUGUCUUCUAACCUGCAGCUAAACUGAGACUUUAUUCUUCCGAGUUAUAAUUAAAUAAGUCGCACAAGGGUUGGAAGUAUUUCUGUUUCUCUUCUCCUUGUGGGAAGUAUAAUCCCUCUGUCCUCAUUUCUCUUUCACUAAAUAUAUCCAAAACUAAGCUGAAUAUAUAGCUGAAACUAAGAAUUGCAAGAACACUUUUGACUCUUGGUGCUUAAUAAUUUGUACCAAUGUCUCCACCUGUAAGGCCAAGCUGCAUAGGGAAAGACUGAUUAUUUUCCACAGUGACAUGUUGUUUAAAGUUCACUUUGAACACAGGUGGGCUUACUUUAUCCAGCUACAGGAUAACACUUUUUCUUAGCAAGUGAAGAACAGAUCCCAGGAGGAGACGCAAAUCCCUUUGUGGUUGCAUCAAGAAGAGCAUCUGAAUAUUAUUCUCGCUUGUGAAUAAGUGAUCAGCUGAAAGUAGCUCUUUGUUGUCUUACUAGUGUGGAGAUAUUCUCCGAAUCAGAGCUUCACCUUUAUCUAAGCUUUCAUAAACCUUUGCUGUGAUUCAGAGUAAUAGCUGGAAUAACAGAUGUCAGCUCAUAUCUGUUUUUGAUUGUGUUUGGACUAAAAAGUUCUUAACAAAACGCUUUUGUUACAGCCGGGCUCCACCGUCCUCACCACCUACGGCCCGGGCUCCACCAUCCCCACCACCUACGGCCCCGGUUCCCCCCCUACGCACCGGCUCCGUCCGCUGUCGGCACACCAUCUGGGCAAUGUAUGUUUGCCCAGAUGGCGUCUACAGCCACUGGGGUGGCAGUAGGGUCGGGGGCAGGGGCCACGGUUACACAGACUAUGACGGGAGGUUUGGGUGGAGGACAGUCAGAGCCUGCCAGGCCUGACAUCACUCAGGAGCCGUACCAGCAGGUGGGGCCUCAGCAGCAGCAGCAGCAGCAGGCCUGCUCUGAAGAGAUGAGGAGUUUUUUGGCCUGUGCCAUAAACACAAGCGACCUGAAGGUGUGCGAGGGCGUCAACGAGGCGCUCAAAAAGUGCAUUUUUGCAAAUGGUCUGUCAUUAGAAGACCUGCUGUAAAUCAAUUUUUUCUAAUAUUAUUCUUUGAUUGUUUUAUUUUUUUUAAUGGUUUCAUUUCAUUUCAUUCAUUUUUUAAAAAAUUAAUAUCUUGAAUCAAUUAUAAAUCUACUUAAUCACUAAUCAUUGUAAAAUUUAAUAAAGUGUUAAAUUGUAAAUAGACUGGUUCUUAUACCCUGUUUAAAGUAAAUGUUUAGCUAAACAUUUACUACGUGACAGGGGAUUUCUUAAGAAUCACCCCGCAGUUCUUCAGCUUGAGACACCUGAGUUAGAAAACACAAACACUGCAGUUGUCUUUACUCGCGAGGGCAGUCAUGGAUGCACGACCUGCGUCUCAUCACUGUCUGCGUGCUUUAUUUAUACUUUUCUGUGUGUGUGUGUGUGUGUGUGUGUGUGUGUGUGUGUGUGUGUGUGUGUGUGUGUGUACGUACAAAUAAAACAGAGUUAUUCUAAGAACUCAGAGCUGAGGUUCCCCUUUUUCUAAAUCUGUAUGUUCUUACAGAAAGAGGAAGCUGUAAGUUGUUUAUCACACAAGUUAUUAGGUGAAAAGUCACAUAGACAUGUGGUUUGCUUAGUGAUCCAUAAAAGGGCACAUUUCAUGUAGCUGAUCACAUUAUGUACAAUUUUCUUUUAACAUUCCCUCCUGUUUAUCAGAGAAAUGAAAUGUACAUGUUAUCACUAAGUACCGAUUUGUCUUUCACAUUUUCAGUUACUACAUAAUUAGUUGCACUUCAUUUUCAUCUUACAAAUAGGAAAAUGAGUCUUCAUGAUCUUCCUUGGUUUUUGGUACAUCUGCAUAUGCUGUGAGUGACAAACUUAUCAUCUGUGAGAUUACAGCUUUUAAACAAGGAAUAACUCAAGUAAAGAAAAGCAAAAUAAAACCAGGGAAACUCCAACGCCGAUCAACAGUCUCUAUAGAAUCUGAAGCCAUGUUUAAAGAAUGUACAGGUGCAGCACGUGGUGUUGAAUAAGACACUCAAUCCUCCUUUCUCAGCCAGGAUCAUGUCCAGUGCUACACGAUGUUUCAUUACAGCAAUUCUGAGAGCGUCUAUUUCUUGGUUUUGUCCCUCGUUGACCUUCCAGGAUGCAUUGAGGAACAAGCCGAAUCUAUAGUCCAGUGUCUCACUUCUGAGAACAUGUUUUCCAACUCCUGCCCACGGGAAGAGUGGGUUGAGUACCUUUUGUCCAGUUGUCCAGAGUUUGAAUUCUUCAGGUACGUCGGUUCCCCAGAUUGAGUCAUGUGGUCUGACUGUUGAAGUUGAGCGUUUCUUCCUGGAUGAGGAUGUUGAUGUUGUUGUGCACUUUACACAAGUCAUUCUGAAGGUGUGGUCGGAGAUCAGAAUUAGUGCACCUGUUCCAGGGUGUUUCCCAUAAAUGGUUGUGUUAAUACGCUCGGUAUGUGCGAGCAAAUGUAACAGUCUUUCUCUGUGGUCCUGUUAAACACCUAUCUUUAUCAGGCAUUUUCAUCCAAGGAUGGAUGUAGUCUCAUGUCAUGUCCAUUAGGUCGAGGUUGUCGUAUGUCCAUCUUCUCUGUCUGCCUCGUGGCUCAGCUGCUGUUGGCAUCAGCUGGGGUCCUGUAAGGGUGAGCUUUGUAGUCAAGGUAACCAGGAGGGUUCCCCUUCCCAUGGUUGCACAUAGGUCCAUCACACCUGCACCUGGCUGCCCUAAAGUUGAUCGGAUGGAGAUUGGAGUGCGGGCUUACCCGACGGGGGCCCAAUCAGCACUUCCCCCCCUCACCCCCGAAGCAACCAAGCGUAGGUGAGGCUUCCCUAAUGUGCUUCCUCCUUGGUGUCGGGGCUUCCCGGGACCUCAACCUUUUUGCAGUGGCUCUGAUGUAUCCAGGAGGGUCUCUCUGCAAUUUUACAGGCUGUGGGUGUUGUCAAUAACACUUGGUAUGGGCCUCCCAGCGAGGCAAGCUCCAAUUUUUCCUCUGGAGCACCCGUAUUAGGACCCAAUCGCCUGGUUUCAACCUGCAAGAGACUGGAGAAGAGUCGUACGGCAGUUUAUUGUUCAAAACAAUAUCCUUGUCUUCUAGUAGUUUUGUCAUCCAUUCUGCCAGAGUUGUUUCUCUGACAGAUUUGUCUAAGGGUUCACUUGUCACUGGUAGUGGAAAAGGUCUCCCAUGAACAACCUCAAAUGGUGUAAGUUUUUGAGGGCCUUGUGUUAAUCUCGUGUAUUUUUACUAGGCCUAUGCAUUGAGGCCAUGGUCUUCCUGUUUCUGCCAUGCAUUUUCUGAGUCUCUGUUUUAUAGUGCCGUUAGUUCUCUCCCAAUGCAUACCCUGAAUUGGGACACAGCCAGU
Oreochromis aureus is the source of this 4062-nucleotide messenger RNA. Its product is annotated as coiled-coil-helix-coiled-coil-helix domain-containing protein 2-like. Gene Ontology annotation, cellular component: mitochondrion; nucleus. The record is from RefSeq and is a predicted model, not a curated record. Gene Ontology annotation, molecular function: sequence-specific DNA binding. Gene Ontology annotation, biological process: mitochondrion organization; positive regulation of transcription by RNA polymerase II. NCBI's taxonomy places the organism in Eukaryota, Metazoa, Chordata, Actinopteri, Cichliformes, Cichlidae. Bases 1454 to 1765 code for a protein of 103 amino acids. The transcript has 3 exons.